Messenger RNA from Vicia faba (fava bean), 5112 nucleotides. The record is from the annotation of a GenBank genome assembly. Lineage: Eukaryota; Viridiplantae; Streptophyta; Magnoliopsida; Fabales; Fabaceae.
AUGGCUGCCAAUGCCCCCAUCACCAUGAAGGAGGCCUUAACGUUGGGAAGCGUUGGAAUCAAUCCACAAUUCAUCACGUUCACUCACGUGACGAUGGAAUCUGAGAAGUUUAUAUGUGUUAGGGAAACUGGUCCUUCCAAUAGUGUUGUUAUGAUUGAUAUGAAUAUGCCAAUGCAGCCUUUGAGACGACCGAUCACUGCUGAUUCUGCUCUAAUGAACCCUAAUACCAGAAUUCUCGCUCUUAAAGCUCAAGUUCCUGGAACUACUCAGGACCAUUUGCAAGUAUUUAAUAUUGAAACGAAAACAAAGAUGAAAUCAUAUCAAAUGACCCAGCAGGUUGUGUUUUGGAAGUGGAUAACUGCAAAGAUGUUAGGCAUAGUCACUCAGACAUCUGUGUAUCAUUGGUCAAUUGAAGGCGAUGGUGAGCCAGUGAAGGUGUUUGACCGAACAGCUAAUCUGGCAAAUAACCAAAUCAUCAAUUAUCGUUGUGAUCCUAGUGAGAAGUGGCUGGUUUUGAUUGGAAUUGCUCCUGGUUCUCCUGAGAGACCACAACUUGUAAAAGGAAACAUGCAACUCUUUGCAGUGGAUCAACAACGGAGUCAGGCUCUUGAAGCACAUGCUGCCUCAUUUGCCUCGUUCAGAGUUACUGGAAAUGAUAAGGAUUCAAUUCUUAUUUGUUUUGCAUCCAAGACCAUUAAUGCUGGACAGGUUACAUCAAAGAUGCAUGUCAUUGAACUUGGUGCCCAGCCAGGCAAGCCAUCAUUUAGUAAAAAACAAGCAGAUCUGUUCUUUCCUCCAGACUUUGCUGAUGACUUUCCUGUAUCAAUGCAGAUUUCAAAUAAAUAUGGUUUGAUAUAUGUUAUCACAAAACUUGGUCUUUUAUUUGUCUAUGAUAUGGAGACUGCCACCGCAGUUUACAGAAAUCGAAUCAGUCCCGAUCCUAUAUUUUUGACCUCAGAAGCAUCAUCGGAAGGGGGAUUUUAUGCCAUAAAUAGACGUGGCCAAGUAUUGCUAGCUACUGUGAAUGAGGCAACCAUUGUACCUUUUGUUAGUGGCCAGUUAAACAAUUUGGAGCUUGCUGUUAAUCUUGCUAAAAGAGGAAACCUCCCCGGUGCAGAAGAAUUGGUUGUUCAGCGUUUUCAAGAGUUAUUUGCUCAGACCAAGUAUAAGGAAGCUGCAGAGCUUGCUGCAGAAUCACCACGAGGAAUACUUCGAACUCCUGAUACAGUUGCUAAAUUUCAGAGUGUACCUGUGCAAGCGGGACAAACACCACCACUGUUGCAAUACUUUGGAACUCUGUUAACCAGGGGUAAACUGAAUGCUUUUGAGUCGUUGGAACUAUCACGACUUGUCGUAAAUCAGAACAAAAAGAACUUGUUAGAAAAUUGGCUAGCAGAGGACAAAUUGGAAUGCAGCGAGGAGCUUGGUGACCUUGUGAAGACAGUUGAUAAUGACCUUGCACUGAAAAUCUAUAUUAAAGCUAGAGCUACACCGAAAGUUGUGGCAGCUUUUGCAGAGAGGAGGGAGUUUGAUAAGAUCCUGAUUUAUUCCAAGCAGGUUGGAUAUACACCUGAUUACAUGUUCCUUCUGCAAACAAUUUUACGGACAGACCCGCAGGGUGCUGUAAAUUUUGCUCUCAUGAUGUCUCAAAUGGAAGGAGGUUGCCCUGUGGACUACAACACAAUAACUGAUCUCUUUCUUCAGAGGAAUUUGAUCCGCGAGGCAACAGCAUUUUUGUUGGAUGUGCUGAAGCCAAACCUACCUGAACAUGGAUAUCUUCAAACAAAGGUUCUGGAGAUUAAUCUUGUGACGUUUCCAAAUGUUGCUGAUGCUAUAUUGGCCAAUGGCAUGUUCAGUCAUUAUGAUCGCCCACGAAUUGGACAACUCUGUGAAAAGGCUGGCCUUUUCAUACGUGCUCUUCAGCAUUAUGGCGAGUUGCCAGAUAUCAAACGUGUCAUUGUGAAUACACAUGCCAUUGAGCCUCAGUCUUUAGUUGAGUUCUUUGGAACCCUUUCUCGAGAAUGGGCACUUGAGUGUAUGAAAGAUCUUUUACUGGUGAAUCUUAGGGGGAAUCUUCAGAUAAUUGUUCAGACUGCUAAGGAAUAUUCUGAGCAGCUGGGAGCUGAUGCAUGCAUUAAACUCUUUGAGCAAUUUAAAUCCUAUGAAGGACUAUAUUUUUUCUUGGGUUCAUACUUGAGCUCCAGUGAGGAUCCUGAGAUUCACUUCAAGUACAUUGAAGCUGCUGCUAAAACUGGACAAAUUAAGGAGGUAGAGCGUGUGACUAGGGAAUCAAACUUCUAUGAUGCCGAGAAGACCAAAAAUUUUCUAAUGGAGGCUAAACUUCCUGAUGCACGCCCAUUGAUUAAUGUGUGUGAUCGUUUUGGUUUUGUUCCCGAUCUCACACAUUAUCUUUAUACCAACAAUAUGCUUCGCUAUAUUGAAGGUUAUGUUCAAAAGGUCAAUCCUGGAAAUGCUCCUCUAGUUGUUGGACAGUUGUUAGAUGAUGAAUGCCCCGAAGAUUUCAUUAAAGGUCUCAUACUUUCAGUUCGUUCUCUUCUGCCAGUUGAGCCUUUAGUUGAAGAGUGUGAGAAGAGGAAUCGUCUCCGCUUGCUGACUCAGUUCUUGGAGCAUCUUGUGAGUGAAGGAAGCCAGGAUGUACAUGUGCAUAAUGCCUUGGGUAAAAUCAUCAUCGACAGCAACAACAAUCCUGAGCAUUUUCUCACAACCAACCCUUAUUAUGAUUCUCGUGUUGUUGGUAAAUAUUGUGAGAAGCGAGAUCCUACUCUUGCUGUUGUUGCUUACCGAAGAGGUCAAUGCGAUGAUGAGCUUGUUAAUGUUACUAAUAAAAAUUCCCUGUUCAAACUCCAAGCAAGAUAUGUUGUGGAAAGGAUGGAUGCUGACCUCUGGGAGAAAGUUCUUGAUCCUGAGAAUGAAUUCAGAAGACAGUUGAUUGAUCAAGUGGUGUCCACUGCUUUGCCUGAAAGCAAGAGUCCCGAACAAGUUUCAGCUGCAGUGAAAGCUUUUAUGACUGCUGAUCUUCCUCAUGAGUUAAUCGAGCUUCUUGAAAAGAUUGUGCUACAAAAUUCUGCUUUUAACGGAAACUUUAAUCUGCAAAAUUUACUGAUCCUCACUGCAAUAAAGGCAGAUCCUUCAAGAGUUAUGGACUACAUAAAUAGGUUGGAUAACUUUGAUGGACCUGCCGUUGGGGAGGUGGCAGUGGAAGCACAAUUAUAUGAAGAAGCAUUUAUUAUUUUCAAGAAAUUUAAUUUGAAUGUUCAGGCUGUUAAUGUUCUGCUAGAUAACCUUAAGACCAUUGAUCGUGCUGUGGAAUUUGCUUUCCGGGUUGAAGAAGAUGCUGUUUGGAGCCAGGUGGCAAAGACACAACUGAGAGAAGGAUUAGUAAGUGAUGCAAUUGAGUCGUUCAUUCGUGCAGAUGAUUCAACUCAUUUCUUAGAGGUUAUAAAGGCUGCUGAAGAUGGAGAGGCAUACCAUGAUCUGGUAAAAUACCUUCUCAUGGUUAGGCAGAAGACCAAAGAGCCCAAGGUGGACAGUGAGCUCAUUUAUGCCUAUGCAAAGAUUGAUCGUCUUGGUGAAAUUGAAGAGUUUAUACUGAUGCCAAACGUUGCCAAUUUACCAGUUGUUGGAGACCGCUUGUAUGAUGAAGCUCUAUAUGAGGCUGCAAAAAUUAUAUUUGCUUUUAUCUCUAACUGGGCUAAGUUAGCAGUAACAUUGGUUAAGCUUCAACAGUUUCAGGGCGCUGUUGAUGCUGCCAGGAAAGCAAACAGUUCAAAAACUUGGAAGGAAGUUUGUUUCGCCUGUGUUGAUGCUGAGGAAUUCCGCUUAGCUCAGAUUUGUGGUCUCAAUGUCAUCAUCCAGGUGGAUGAUUUGGAAGAGGUUAGUGAGUUUUACCAGAACAGAGGAUGCUUCAAUGAACUCAUUUCUCUGAUGGAGAGUGGGCUAGGAUUGGAGCGAGCACACAUGGGAAUCUUUACUGAAUUGGGCGUUCUUUACGCAAGAUAUCGCUUUGAGAAGCUAAUGGAACACAUUAAGUUGUUCUCAAGCCGGCUUAAUAUUCCAAAGGUUAUUCGAGCAUGUGAUGAACAGCAGCACUGGAAAGAACUUACAUACUUGUACAUCCAAUAUGAUGAGUAUGAUAAUGCUGCAACUACUGUAAUGAAUCACUCUCCCGAAGCAUGGGACCACAUGCAAUUCAAAGAUAUUAUAGUUAAAGUUGCAAGUGUGGAACUCUACUAUAAAGCUGUUCACUUCUACUUGCAAGAACAUCCUGAAGUAGUAAACGAUCUUCUAAAUGUGAUUGCUCUUCGUGUGGACCAUACUCGUGUAGUUGACAUAAUGCGGAAGGCUGGCCACCUCAAAUUGAUCAAGCCUUACAUGAUUGCCGUCCAAAGCAAUAAUGUAUCUGCUGUCAAUGAAGCUCUAAAUGAAAUUUAUGUUGAGGAAGAGGACUAUGACAGACUUCGAGAAUCAAUAGACCUGCAUGACAACUUUGAUCAAAUAGGUCUUGCACAGAAGAUUGAGAAGCACGAACUUCUUGAAAUGAGGCGUGUUGCUGCAUACAUCUAUAAGAAAGCUGGAAGAUGGAAGCAAUCCAUUGCUUUGUCAAAGAAAGACAAUCUUUACAAGGACUGUAUGGAAACUUGCUCUCAAUCUGGUGACCGUGAACUCUCAGAGGAUUUGCUUGUCUACUUUAUUGAGAAGGGGAAGAAAGAGUGUUUUGCAUCAUGUCUCUUUGUCUGCUAUGAUAUUAUCCGGCCAGAUGUUGCUCUUGAAUUGGCUUGGAUGAAUAACAUGAUUGAUUUUUGUUUCCCAUAUCUCUUACAAUUUAUCCGAGAGUAUACAGGCAAGGUAGAUGAGCUUAUCAAGGAUAGAAUUGAAGCACAAAAUGAGGAGAAAGCUAAGGAGAAGGAAGAGAAGAAUGUAAUUGCUCAACAGAAUAUGUAUGCCCAGUUGCUACCACUUGCUUUGCCAGCACCACCGAUGCCAGGUAUGGGAGGAGGAGGAGGGUAUGCCCCUCCCCCACCACAACCGCCCAUGGGUGGAAUGGGGAUGCCACCGAUGCCUCCUUAUGGCUUGCCUCCAAUGGGCUACUGA